Molecule: messenger RNA, 1708 nt
Organism: Solanum tuberosum (potato)
Lineage: Eukaryota; Viridiplantae; Streptophyta; Magnoliopsida; Solanales; Solanaceae
Product: syntaxin-32-like
Exons: 5
Coding region: 389-1411 (340 amino acids)
Biological process (GO): vesicle fusion; intracellular protein transport; endoplasmic reticulum to Golgi vesicle-mediated transport
Cellular component (GO): SNARE complex; endomembrane system; Golgi membrane
Molecular function (GO): SNAP receptor activity; SNARE binding
Source: RefSeq, a predicted model, not a curated record
CUCACGUGGUAUUUUUCUUCCAAAACUCACCUCGUUCCUAAAUCCUAGCACCGCCAGCUUCUGAAUCGUUUUCCGGAUCAAAUGGGCUCCCUCCUCCCCUCAAUGUUCCUCAUCUGAUCUGCAAAUCCUUCAAUCCCCUACAGAUCGAACAAUCACUAAAUCUCUCUGCGCAAGAUCUAGGGUUUUCAUCACGUAUUCGUCAUUCUCACCUUCGUCGGAGAAGAUUUCUGGAUCUCGCAAUUCUAGGGCUCUUCAGAUCCAAUCGGUUUUUGAAUGCGCAUGUGAAAUUCUCUAUGUUUUUUGAUAAUUGAGGAGCAUAGAUUGAUUUGAUCUCGGAUCGAUUUGUUAGUGUAUUGAAAGUUAUAAUUUUCGGAGAUUAUUAUUGAAAAUGCCUGUGAAAGUAGCGAGUGCGUCAUUACGGGAUAGGACUCAGGAGUUUCAGAGUAUAGCGGAGAGGUUAAAGAAGUCAUUUUCGUCUGUUCAGAAUGGGCCGAUUAGCAGCAGCACCAGCAGUGGUUCUAGAUCGGAGGAACAGAGGACCACUAUUGCUAUGCAAUCGGAGUUCAAUCGGCGAGCCUCCAAAAUUGGUUUUGGAAUACAUCAAACUUCUCAGAAGCUUGCAAAGCUAGCAAAACUGGCAAAAAGGACUUCCGUUUUUGAUGAUCCGACUACAGAAAUCCAGGAGCUGACUGCAGUCAUCAAGCAAGAUAUUACAGCACUUAACUCUGCUGUAGUAGAUCUCCAGCUUCACUCUAAUGCUCGUAAUGAAAGUGGUAAUAGUGAUACCACUAGUCACUCGACUACUGUUGUAGAUGACUUGAAGAACAGGCUGAUGACUGCCACAAAGGAGUUCAAAGAAGUACUCACCAUGCGGACAGAGAAUAUGAAGGUUCAUGAGAACAGAAGACAGAUGUUUUCUUCAUCGACUACCAAAGAAGCUUCGAAUCCAUUUAUGCGCCAGCGUCCACUAGCUUCAAGGAAUACUGCUAGUACAUCAGCCAGCCCUCCUCCUUGGGCUAAUGAUUCACCUUCCUCUUCUCAGUUAUUUCCAAGGAAGCAAGGGGAUGGAAACACACAGCCAUUGUUGCAGGAUCAACAACAGCAGCAGCAGCAGAUAGUUCCAUUGCAAGACAGCUACAUGCAGAGUAGAGCUGAAGCUUUUCAAAAUGCCGAGUCUACUAUCCAUGAGCUGGGCAGCAUUUUUAAUCAGCUUGCUACCUUGGUUUCUGAGCAAGGGGAGGUUGCAAUCAGGAUUGAUGAGAACAUGGAUGACACACUAACAAAUGUGGAAGGGGCACAAGGGGCUCUGCUCAAGUACCUCAAUAGCAUCUCGUCAAAUCGGUGGCUAAUGAUUAAGAUAUUCUUUGUGUUGAUUUUCUUCCUUAUGAUUUUCCUAUUUUUUGUGGCAUAGUGAACCAAUGGCGACAUUCGACAAAGUGUGAUGUAGAAAGACAAAUAAUCGUGUAUUUUAGAUAAGUUGCUCCGACCCCUGGUAACGCUACUGUAAUGUUUCAAAAGUUCGAAUUUGGUACCAACUCCAUUUUGAGGCAUCUUUUUACCCUUGUCUUCCAUCAGAUGUGGCUUAUUGUAGUUAUUAUACCCUGUAAGGUUGCUGGGACCACUAUAAGUUGAAACUUGAAAGCUGUAACGUUUGGUUACCAGAACAAGGGAAAAAUUAUGCUGGUAUAAAUAUCUGUAUUAUUUUAUA